Pocillopora damicornis (cauliflower coral) is the source of this 2037-nucleotide messenger RNA. RefSeq names its product E3 ubiquitin-protein ligase TRIM71-like. NCBI's taxonomy places the organism in Eukaryota, Metazoa, Cnidaria, Anthozoa, Scleractinia, Pocilloporidae. Gene Ontology annotation, biological process: proteasome-mediated ubiquitin-dependent protein catabolic process; protein polyubiquitination. The record is from RefSeq and is a predicted model, not a curated record. Gene Ontology annotation, molecular function: protein binding; ubiquitin protein ligase activity; zinc ion binding.
AUGACUGUAGAAUUACCUUCGUCAUGUUUCUUGAACGGCCUGAUUGAUGUGUUAGCCAUUAAAGAAUGUAAAAACAGUCAAGUACCGUGUGGAAAUUGCAACAAGAAAAGCUCUGAGACAUUUUAUUGUUUCCAAUGUUGCACAUUUUUUUGCCAAGAAUGCGUCAUUGGACACAACAUCAUGCGGAGCAACAAAGAUCACCGCGUUCUGGCGCUCAAGGAUUUUCAAGAGAGGGACUUUGAGGAUGUAAUGAAACGACCCAUGUACUGCUCGAAGCAGCGGCACGAGAAAGAGGAACUGAAAUACUUCUGCACGAAUUGUACUACGGCAGCUUGCCAAAGCUGUGUCUUAAUAUCUCAUGUGGGUCACGCCAUAGUGCACCUCGACGAAGAAGCUGAAAAACAAAAGAUCCAAAUGAAAUCACUGAUAGAAACAAAGAAGAGUGAUUUACAAGCAAGAAUAAACAUUGUACGACAACUCAACGAGGACUACGAAAAAAUGAUACAAAGAGAAGAAGACUUAAAGCGAGAAGUACAGGAGUUUGUGGACAAUUUGUUUGCAACUGUUGAAGCGAAGAAACAAGCAAUAUACGAAGCAGUAGAGAGAGAGACGAGAAAAUCGCUCGAAAUUAUUGCAGGACGAAAAACGGAGAUCGAACGUCAAAUUGACUUAAUCGAAUCAUCGUUGGAGAAAGCUGAUAAACUGAUGAUACGAAGUACAAACGCCGAAGUCGUGCGACUGAUGAAAUCAUUAGAGACAAUAUUUCAGCGAAAUGAUCAAAACCAACUAGUGGACCUCGACCUGAAAAAGCCUCCUUCUUCAGCUUUUGUGGAGAAUCAAAAGCUGUUAAACACUAUUGAAGCCGAAGAAAUUGGAUCUUUGCGAGUGGUACACGACACAAAAGCAAGCCAGUCGUCCGUUGCUGAAGGAAAAGGACUUGAAGAAGGGAUUGUUAACCAUAUAGCGCAGUUUACUUUGAGUGCAAGAGACGCGGAAGGAAGAUAUUGUCACAAUGAAGAUGAUCACGUAACGAUGGAGAUCAUGGACGAACAAGGACGAGAAUGCAUGACGGAAGUGCAAAUAGAGGACAAUAAAAAUGGACUCUAUCAGAUCAGCUGUUCUCCCAGAGGAAGGUUUAAAGUAACAGUAAAGGUAAACGGACAACAUGUUCAAAACAGCCCUUUUACUCUAAUAGGAAAACGAUACCAGUUCAGAGCUGUGUCGUCUUUCGGCGAAGAAGGUUCUUCUGUGGGAUUGUUUAGUUUUCCAUGGGGGAUAGCAGUGAAUGCCAGGGAUGAGAUAGCUGUAACUGAUUUUAACAACCACAGAGUACAAAUUUUUAACAAGAAUGGUAAUUACUUGAGAUCAUUCGGUAGGGAAGGUGACAAGGCGGGAGAAUUUAAAUAUCCGACUGGGUUAGCAUUUCAUGAUAAUGGGAAUAUUCUUGUGGUAGACCAGUGGAACCACAGAAUCCAGAUUUUUAGUGGGGAGGGUCAGUACGUGGGCAGUUUUGGUGGAAAAGGAAACCUCGAUAGUCAGCUCAAUUUUCCUCGAGGUUUAUCGGUAGACAGUGAUGGAAACAUUAUUGUUGCUGAUACAGAUAACAAAGUGAUUAAGAUCUUUUCUCCUGAUGGCACAUUUCUAAUGAAGAUAGGUGGACAGGGGGCUUUUACUUUUCCUGUCCACUGUGUCCAGUACGGUACAUACCUCAUAGUGUCAGACCAAAAUGAGCAUUGUAUUAAAGUUUAUGACAGGAAUGGGAACUUUCAGUACAAGUUUGGAGAGCACGGUGAAGGGGACGGGGAGUUUAAUCGUCCCAAAUGUUUGUCUAUGAACAAGACAGGACUCCUGAUGGUAUGUGACUCAUAUAAUUAUAGAAUACAAGUAUUUGAACUAAAUGGAAAGUUUGUCAGUAAUUUUGGAACUAGAGGUGGUAAUUUAGGCGAACUCAGUUGUCCAAUGUCUCUGGCGGUUCUUGCUUCAGGGGAAAUUGUUGUCGCUGAUAUGGUCAACAAUCGUAUUCAGAUAUUUGAGUAA